AUGACUCAUCGGAACAUAGAAUGGCACCAUAACACUCCCUACGCAAAUCAUCAUCGAGUAUGGGAAAAAUUAAUAGGAAGCAUACGUAGACUUUUGAGCGCAGUAUCUAUGUCCUACGAGACACUCACCACCUGUUUGACUGAAGCAGAAAGAAUACCUAAUGAUAGACCACUCUUACAGACGCGAACGAAAUGGACACAAGGAAGACGAGAUUUACAAGUUCGCGGUCCAGUCUUGAUUAUUGGAGACACUUAUGCACGAAAUAACUGGCCUAAAGGCCUCGUGGUAAGUUUUGAUCCAGGAGGAGAUGGUCUAUGGAAACAAGCGAAGAUCAGAACGUGGAAAGGUACAAUUAUUAGAGGCAUACGUAAAAUUUGUUUAUUAGAAGGAGCUGACGACCGAAAAGUAGAGGAUAGAGAGACUUUUCAGAGUGACUGUGGCUAG
Schistosoma mattheei is the source of this 444-nucleotide messenger RNA. The record is from the annotation of a GenBank genome assembly. NCBI's taxonomy places the organism in Eukaryota, Metazoa, Platyhelminthes, Trematoda, Strigeidida, Schistosomatidae.